UUCUGCCGGCACCAACCGUUUCUUCCUGCACGGUCGCUGUGGACAACAGAACUCCCCCCACACUUCCCGCACGAACUCUUCCUAUCCGACACCAAACGCACUGCCUUGUCCUGGCUUGUGUAAACACAAAGGGCUGCAGUCACUCAUCCACCCUUUUCCUUUUCGCUGCCUCUUUCCCAGGGUUCUGCACCGGUUUUGACAGCUGGCAGAUAUUGUUGAAUAGUCUGUUCGCCUAUUGUGCUCUGGUAAGGGGAGAGCGCGGCAAGGAGACUGCAUUAUCGCAGGAGGCGUUGGUGUGGGCGCAAGGAUCCUGGAAUAAGGAUUUCGGACUUCCAUUCCAAAGUUCACAGAGUGCCUGGAGAGUAUCAAUAUGCUGCACAACAGCAUUAUUUUUGUGUAUGUUAUUUCUUCUUUUGUAAUGGAAUCAAAAAUUACAGCUCUUGGAGUUACAGAACAUGAGGUACCUCGGGCCACCAGUCCCUCAUUUGAAUCAGAUGUAACUGGUCUCAUCCACUUAACCACCACAAGUCACCAGGGAUUUGGACUGAAGCUACCUCUGGCAUCAUCGGGAUUGCCUCCAGAAACAGAAAGUAAUGUGAAUCCUUUGCUGCACUCUCAGAUGUCAACACCGCCUGAACAAAGGCAGGCUAGUAUAAGUUCACCGUUGAUGGAUUGGGUGCCUAUGGAACUACCUGUUGAAAGGGACACGGCUACAGAGCCAUUGUUAGUACCACACAUCAGGUUAAAGUCUGAUGAUAACUCUGAAAAUGUUGAAUCAUUCAACCAAGAUGAUAUUGGCUCUCCCAAAAACACUGAACAACUGCAAGCUGCCACAUUUUCAAAUGAAAACCAGAGAGAUGUCCCAGUUGUCAUGAAAAGUCUUAGAGGAGCCAUUCCUACUGGUCAUCCAGAAAUCAUGAACAAACCUAGCAAUUCCACUGACAUUUCCAUUCAAAACCUGUCCACUGUUGGAUUGCAUCCAAUGGGAUCCUUGGCUACAUCACUCUUUUCCCUGAUGUAUCCUGCAACGUCGGGAACCACUCAUGAAUCUCUACAAGAAAGAUCAAUGAUGCCAAUCUAUACCUUCCCUAAUUCUCAAAAAAGACCAGCCACAGUAAGACCAAUCAUCACCACUCAAAGUACUGAGGUGCUAACCAAGAUCAAGCCACGAAUUCAAAUGGCCUCUGACCUUUGGAACAAUGACCACUCUGUGCUUUUUACAGUGUCUGAACUGCCACCUGGAAUAUUGAGUCCUUCCUCAAAAAAUGUUACCCAUCAGACUGUCACAUCAGCCAAUGACAAAUCCAACAAUGGAUUGUCAACAUUAAAAGCAACACCCUUGGGCAUUACCCAGUUCAACAAAGAUGUGGUGUCGAUAAAUACUGCAGCUCCGAGUAAUACAUUGGGAAGGAGCGAACCGAUCAGCAAAUCACAUCUUACCAGCUCUUCUGACAAAUGGAAAUUGGAUUAUUUAUUCAUAACAUUGCUUUCUUCUACUCCAGCCUACCAAACUCAACAAAUGAAGGUUGAUGAGCAGCCAGGAAUAGCAACAGUGCCAAUGGAAACUGUGUCCACAUAUGAUGCCUCUGCUACCCCCGAGCUGAUCACCGACAUGGGAAACCGUGACACAGUCAGCAGUCCACAAACUUCCACCCCAGCCACCUCUUGGACAAUGCCAACAGAAUUCACAGAUUCUAUUGUUGGAGAUGAAAAUUCUUCUGGCAUAGGAUCUCCAGCAGCACCCACUGUAUCGAGCUACAGCCCAAAACGAAACUGCAGUUCAUGCAAAGAUUGGAGCUCCGUUUACCCUGAUGUCGAAGGAACCCAGGACACAUCUUUCGAUCCACAUUUCUUAGUUGUCCCUCCAUUGUUUGUGAUCCUCCACACAGACUGGAACACAGCACUGGCUGAAUGGGGCUUGGCUUGGGACCUCCAUGUUUAUGGACUAGGUUCAGCUUUUGGCUUUGCAGGAGUCAUGUCUGCACUUGGUAUCCUCUGUCUCCCCUUCAGAUCGCCAUCAGGCUUCGGUUAUUUCAUGGUUCUGAAUGGAUUGCUUUUCCUGACGAGCUCAACUAGAACUUUCACUUUCCUUUAUGAUGCCUACUGUUACCAGGACAAAUUACCUGCAACUGUUGCCUUACUUCUCUAUGACUUGGUCUUUCCUUGUCUUACUUCUGCCUUUGGAGUCAUAAUCUUGGUUCUGUCCCUGAGACCUGGCAUGCAGGUUGUGGCAUCAAGAUUCAAGCGAUCAUGCCUACUAAUUGCUCUAGUCUUUCUCCACUUCACGCUUAGCGUGAGCAUAAUUCUGGUCAUCACUCUGCUAAAGCAAGCUCCCUUCCUCCUCUUUGUAUCACACGGAAGUUUUGUGGUAUUGGUGACUAUUCUAUCCAUCCUGUUUUUUGCAGUCUACUGUCACAUCCAUGUAGUUGACAUGCAUGUUUAUAAUGUGAAGUCCUCAGCACAUUCCAUGGAAGCCUUCAACACCCAUCCCUUUGGAGACAUUGAGCAUUGGGGAAGGAUGGCCAAGUUAGCCAUGUGGACUGCAGUAUUUGGCUUGUGCUGUGCUGCAUUUCAGUUAUAUGCUAUUCUGUAUGGACUUGGCUUGGCUGGAGAUCAUGUUUUCCAGCCUUGGCCUUGGUGGAUUUUCCAGUUUGGCACCAGUUUGUGUGAGGUGGGGAUGUCUCUCACCAUGUCCAUUAUUGGUAUCUACCCUUUGUUUUGCAACAAUAAACUGACAGAUCAUAACUGUUGCACCAAAAUGUUCUGCCUUUCCCCAAAUCAUGCUUCCAUGAAAGCCCCUAUACUCGCCAACACCUACCAGUGGUCUACCUCCCAUCAGGCGAAGCCACUAAGCUGUGACGCGAUUGUUCGAAGUGAAUCCGAAUGUCUGCCGCUCUACACAAUGUCUGACAACCAACUGAGCAGUGGUGAGGAUAUCAACUUGAUCUAUCACAGCAGUGAGAUAAAAAAUCUGGACUUCCAUUUAAAGCAUGGCAGAUCCUCCAGGACUUCCUCCUUCAUCAGUGUUCGGGUGGACAGCGAUUCCACUGUUGACCUGAGACCCCCUUCUCCCAUUAACCUAAGGCGCAGUAUAGAUGAGGCUCUUUUCAGUGAGGCCCUAAUUCCUGAAGGUCUCUUCCAUUGGUCAAGGCUACACAGCUCCAGCAAUAUGUCCCUCUGUGAGAACAGGUCUCUGCCGAGCAGCAGUGAAGUCUUCAAGGAGAAGGCAGCAGAUAGAGGGCUAUAUCGGACAUCAUCUUGCGCUGGGAUAGAGAGACCAGAGGUUGGCAGGGGAAUCGCCAGCACCUUUAGGAAACUCAAUGUGAUCCGUGCCUUGUCUGUUGAUAGAUGGGAAGACAGUUCUGCGAGUUCAGUCUGCAGAAUGUCCCAGGGAGGAUCCUCGCUGGCACUUUGCUCCAACCCAGAAAGGCGGGGCUUCCCAUCCAUCAGCUCUGAGCAUAAAUAUUUCAGGAACUCCUCUCAAAUAAGUCUUCCCCAGAUUCCGAGCCAGUUCCAGGCUCCACCCGCACCAGAGGACAUGGACAAUAAUGAUCUCCCAGAUUCAGCAACACAAGCCGAAUUCAUGAAGAUCUGCAGGCAAAUUGACCAGCUGAGUAUUAGCAGUGACACAAUUGAAUUGUGAGUCUGGCACUGGGACAGUUUCUGGUCUGUGCUCUUUCUACCCUGCCACCUAUUUAAUAUUUGGAGAUGCUUUUAAGGAUGUGUACCUCCAGAAAUGAAGAUGUGCAAUGCUUCCAACCAAAAGAUCAGAAAUUGCUGGGCUCAGAACUAAAAGGGCAUGAAAUUGAUCUUGAGUGGCAGCUAAAGAUGAGAAUCCGGAUUGUGUUUCACGCCCUUCAUUACUCUGGAUGGGAAAGAAUACCAAGUGUAAGGCGUAAUGCAAGCUAAAGCCUAGUUCGCACUAUCUCCCAAGACUAAUACUGCUACCAUAGAACUUCUUCAAUUGUGAAUGUGUAUAUAUGGUGGAAGGCUAUGCUCAUGGUGUGCUGAGAAACUAGGCUUCUGAGAUAGCCAAGGAGAAACUUCAUGGUUAAGUGGCAUUGCCGCCAGAUGUUCUCCUCCACGAGUUCUGUGUUCUAGAUUUGAGGUGUGAGUAUCAACUAUUUCUGAGGCUGUUUGUCUAAGUGACCCCACAACCACAGCGCAAACACCUACAGAAAUCACCACUGGUUCUCAGUUAAACUGCUGUCAGUUGGGGCAAACAAACUGAACCCAAUUUAAGCUAGGGAGCCAAGAAAGUGGGCCCUGGAUGAUCUGUACUCAGUAGUGCAUGGACAGAAGUGUGCCAACUGGAUGCACCUCUGUUCUCAUCAAAUAUCUUUCCAAUUCUCACUGAAUGGGUUCACAGAGCAGCACUGGGCAGGAUUACACCCAGGAGCCUCUCAGAUCGAUGAGAAUGGACCCACCAAUCUUUACAGUAAUGAACACUGGUAUAUUUAAUUUUUCUGCUGCAAGUUCCUGACUGAGGAGGGAUUAAAUUUGUAACCAUUGUUUAUUGGCUUAAGCAGAAGCUGUGUCUUCUCCAUGACGCUCCCUCCAGGGAAGCUUGGAGAUUGUGGUGAUGGUGGAUACACUGUCCAAUCAACAACCAGGAAGAUUAGGCUGGGUGUCAAAAUUGCUGCUACCUUUUGCUGCUUUAAUAAUGAGCCCCAAUGAGCCGUACAUUGUGCAGAGCAGAAACGGGCCAUUCGGCCCAACUUGUCCAUGCCAACCGGUAUGCCUAUCUACACAAAUCCCAUUUGCUGCAUUUGGCCCAUAUGCUUCUACUCUUUACCUAUCCAAGUACCCUUCCAAAUGCCUUUUAAAAGUUGUGAUUGUAGCUGCCUCUGCCACUUCCUCUGGCAGCUCAUUCUAAAAAAACCAGCAUCCUCUGUGUGGAAAAACUUGCCCCUCAGAUCUCCUUUAAACAUGGUCUUUAUACUUGAGUCAACAGGCAUUAUCCAAUCAGGCAGGCCACAGUCCAGCCAGAUCAGCACAGGAUCAUUCCGAGGAUAUUCUGAAGAAGGGUCUAAGAACUGAAGCAUUAACUAUUUCUCAUUCCACAGAUACUGCCUGAUCUGCUGAGUGUUUCCUGCAUUUUCUGUUAUUAUUUCAGAUUUCCAAUAUCUUUUAUUUCUUUUAUUUUCAUUUUCGUGGGAUACUCUUGCUGGUGCAAAUUCAUUCCAAAGGUGCGAAUGGUUUCUGACAGUAAAAGCACUGGGCAGCACUUGGCCAAAUUUCCAGUUGCGCUGCUGAUGAACAAGGCCCCUCACCAACAGUGAAGAUUUGGAGAAAAAUAGCAAGUCUGAUCAUGUGCAUUUACUUAGUCCAUCCUACUAUCUGGUCAGGUGAUUGUCCCCGUUUCUAAUUCUACCAGGUGUCAUCAUCAUCCUCUCUUAGACAGUAUCAACAACACUUACUCUCAUCGCCUCUCACAUUCAUUCCUUUAUUUCUCUCCUCCCUUUCCUUUCUGAUGAAAGGUCCUCAACCUGAAACGUUAACUUUGUUUCUCUGUCUCCACAGAUGCUGCCUGACCUGCAAAUCUCCAGCGUUUUCUGUUUUUUUAUUUCAGAUUUCCAAAAUCUCCAGGUCUUUUGGUUUUAGCCUAUGAAAUACCAAUUUCACCCACUGAAUUAAUAACUCAUUGUCAGAAAUCUGAGAGUAAAAUCUGAUUCAAUAAGGUGUUAGGCACUGUGCUAAUUGGACAUUGAAUUCUGCACCUUAAUUCCUGAAUGCACUGAACUUUGAAUUUCCCAGCCGUUGCUAUAGUCAGUGAUACUUAAAGGCUUGUUGAUACAUCUGUGCAUUUUCAUAUCCUAGAAUUCAUCUGACUGUUUCCUCCAGGUUUUGGCAAAAGACCAAAAAUAAUUUGGGAAAAUGGUUGUUGGAACUGCCAACCCCUUAGUGAUGGAAGUUCAAAUUCUGAUGUCAUGGAUACCAGAUUCCUGAGGAUGGAAGUUCCAGCAUCUUGCCUCCUGAACAUUUAGGAGGUUUACUGAUACAUUGUCACUAAUGGCGAGCCUCUAUAACUCCAUUUAGUUAUUUGAAAACUUUCCCUUUGUCUUUGUUACGCUGAGAGUCAAAUGAGAUCAGCAUCAUCAAUGACUAGAGCUCUGGAGGUUAAUUCUGCAAUUCCACAUCCCAAAAGUAGUUCCAAUUCAAACUCCUUUAUGAUCAUAGCACAAGUUGCAGAAUUAAUCCUCUGGUUUCUUGCCAUCCCACAACAUUUAAUCCUGGGUUUAGGAUCAAGUAUUUAUUUGAGAAUCAUUUUUCAUUUGAGAACAGGGUUUGAUAUCUCACUUGAUCAAGCGUAGUCCACAAUACCUCAUUUGCCCCAGUACUAAUGUUGGCACUUCGACCAACAUAAUCUCACAUGCUAAUUCAAAGAAAUUACCUGUGAUCUUCAACCUAGAGCAAAAAGUCCAAAAUUGUAACAGAUAAAAUAGAAUCAGAAUAAACAUCCAAGAUGGUUGCAAAAGUUAUAUAAUUUUUAUUACAGUAUAAUUCAUUAAUUGUCACAUGAAUUUUCUUUUUCAUUCAUUUCCCCUACCCUUGAACUUGCAAACAGUCACCCCACAUCAUUCAGUACCAUAUUAAUUACAACAUAUCACACAUGAAUGUCUACAGCUUUGAAGCUGGUAGAUCAUUCUGCAUUGGCUAGUGUUUGAAAGGAUGUAAGAAGCAAAUGGACACCUGCUCUUCUCCUGGGCAUUAGCUUCUCAGUUCAGUUUGCCAUGUUGACUAUGAAGAGGUGCUCUAAAUCAGCUGACUGCCAAGCCCCACAUUUCUGGUUGGUCUGAGAAAUCAGCGAGCAGCAAAACAAUUGCACUAGUCACACGAGCUCAACCCCUGUGGUUUGGUUUUACUCUCCUAAUACUGGUUGAAAGGAUCCUUGGUGUCCAACAAUGGUGAUGUCAUCAAGACAACUGAGAACCAAUCUCACUGAAGAACACCCAUAGUCAAUAAACAAGGACGUUAAAAGCACAAUUUUAAUUAAACAUCCUAAAGAGCACAAAGUAAAGAAUAUAAGGAAAAAGCUGAAAUGCCAUAAUCAAAAUGUUCAAAUAAUUAUUUUAAAAUCCAUGUAAUUUUGAAAUAUUUUUUUGAGGGAAUGUCAACUGAUACAUAAAAAAUAGACUUUUUUAUAGCCAGAAGUGUUAUUAAGCAAAAAGAAAUUACUUAGUAUGCACAUUAAUAAGAGUUAGAAUGCCACCUUGCAACAAAGUACAUCAUGUUCAGAGGGUUUGCUUCACCCAGAAUAAUUCCUAAAUAUCGGAGCUUCUCUAGUAACUGAGGAAUACAAUAGAGAUGGUCACAAAAUGGCAUACAUUGUGGAGGAGCAGGGAAUUACUGACAGCAAGUUCCUAUGUACAAUAUCAGGUGUGUACUCUGGUAUUUUUUUGUUGUCAGGUUUUCUCCAAGAAGAGCAUAGAAAAUUUCACUUAUUUUUAUUGAAAAUUCUGAGCGUAUGGAUCUGCCGUCUCUCCAGCUCAGAAUCCCAUUCAACCAUGGUACCAUAAAUUGAGUGAAGGUGAAGGCGAGAAUACAAUCAGGCUAAUGUAAUUGUUUUUACAUUUGGAUUACAGCAGUUAUGAGAAUAGAAGAUAAAGAGCUUACAAUGUUCCUACUUGAUAUCUGUCCCAUGACACCAAAGUAUUUUAAUAGCUUAGUUCCUCCAACCUGUCCUUCAAGAUACUUUUCCAUUUCCUGCCUCAUUACAUUCUAAACUGCUUCUCCAAUAAUGGAUCUCGGAAACAUACCCGAGAAUUUGCUUCAUAACCCUAGUAGAUUAAUUGAACAACUGACUAGCCAUCUAAAACAAGGAAUGUUAAUGAGACAGAUUAAAAAUAAAUGUGUGUAUAUAUAUAUA
Molecule: messenger RNA, 7870 nt
Organism: Pristis pectinata (smalltooth sawfish)
Lineage: Eukaryota; Metazoa; Chordata; Chondrichthyes; Rhinopristiformes; Pristidae
Gene: prrt4b
Product: proline rich transmembrane protein 4b
Exons: 4
Coding region: 371-3643 (1090 amino acids)
Source: RefSeq, a predicted model, not a curated record